GCCAAGCAGAACCGACUGGCCAGGGCCCGGUAUAUACAGACUUCCAGUCACUCUUCCAGCAGGCCUUACCACUACAGCUCUUCAACACACUCUUCACGCAGUGACCUCAUCGUCUCACUGUCAACAAGCGCAUGCCAAUCUACUGAUCUGCACAGGGAGUCUGGGCAAAAGCGCAAGGAGCUACUCAGCCCCCCUUUGCCACCACCCACUGGAACUGGAAGUCCUUCGGGCAGAUCAUCCACCUCCGACUCAAACAGGGAUCUACUGGCUGUUGUCCGGCCAGAGCUUAUGUCUCGGUACCUUCUACCUCGUGGUUUGCAAGAACACCAGGCGGUAGGAGUGGGCAAACGGUCAGAGGACCGGGUUAGAACAGCUCUUCUUCGUCUCAGUGGCUCGCUUGAGGUGACUGCAGCUACACAUCGACUGCGCCGCCAGCAUAGCGCUGAACUGACUACCUACGAUGCCUCUAAUGCCAUUACAGCCGAGCUGACCUGCUCGGAUGGCGUAUUCAGGAGCCCACAUACAGGCCCUAGUCGAGACGGUGACUUGAGUACAGGUCCAGGCAGCGGAAGCGAUGCCGGCGCUGGCCUGGCGCCGAUAUCAGAAUUGACAAUGUGUCCAAGAUCUGCUAUCGGACAAGUCAAAACUGAUGAACAGGACAAGAAAGUCUACAACGCUCAGGGCACUAAUAGAAUCAGUAAUCGAAGGGCGGAGCUAGACAGCUUCAGCCCCCAACAGAGUGUUGAGCAUCAUGAACAGGUCAAUAAUCACGAUCGAACCACCUGUCUGUGGGAUACACUAAGUCCCAGGGUAAUUGACACUUUCUCCAAAGUGAAAGUUGAUGAAUCUGCUGGCUCAUUUACUGGACCCGUCAGUUACCCUUCAGUUGUCACAGGCCUUCGUUCCUUAUUGCCUUUAACAACCAAUAAGCUAGCGACUCCUGUGAGUUCCGCAGAUGCAUCUCUUGCUACUAAAUCAGCUGAGUUCGAAAAUUCUAACGAGGAUGCCUCCCCCAUUCAGGCCUACUCAAAUGCAGCAAUUGGUUAUACAUGCUCAAAUAGAGAUUGCCAAUUGAAAAACAUAUCGCCAAUCUUCGACUCAGGAAAUAUAAGUGAUUUAACUUCCGGUCUUUUGCAGAAUAAACCCUUUGUCUUAGUCGCUACCAACCCGGUAUCAAGUACCAAGCUUCUCUCUUCCUCCAGCAACCAAAUUAGUAAAUCUACCCAGCAGUUAGAAACUGAUUCCAUGUCUGCCUUAUACCCCUUAACAUGCCUUGAAGCGAAUCCCAUAUACACGUCUGGUGAAUUUACAUGCACAGACUCUGGCCUUAAUCGAUCACCCAGUCCUGUUACGAAAAUGUCCCGAAUCGAAAGCCGCUUGGAUCUUGUCACCUCAGCAUCUGAACAGACUAACACCAUUUAUUCAACAGCCCAGAGCAUACAACUUACCACGGGACAUACCGAUGCACUUGCAGCUUCGUUCUCUGCCAAAGAGGUCACAGCUAGCAGAAGACCAAUCUUCAUGUUGGCUGAUUCGUCAGAUCAAAAUUUGUACAAAUUAUCUUCGUUAUCUUCUAAAUUAACUCCAGUUAUGCUAUCAACUCCUACUUUUCACGGGAGAAACGCCAAUCUGGAGAAUCUUUCUCUUGACUCUCUAACACAUGUUUGCACGGCCUCCUAUGGAAAAGAAUCUAAUGAUCCCAACCAUGAAACAACUAAGAGACGAGAGUCGAAGGAAGCUAUUCACAUAGAGUUAGGCCAUUUAAAUGACCGCAUUCAUAACAUGGAACACCAACUGGCUGGUGUCAUGCAAUGCCUAACCUGUUUAGUGUAUGAGAUUAAACAAUUGAAGCCCUGUUCUCAGGACAUCAGUCCAGCAACUAAAACGUAUAGCGAAUAUCAACAAACAGAUGUCUGUGAUCUCAAUGACAAAGCUGAAAACGUCUUUAACUCUGAUACACCUGAUUUUCAAGCUACCUAG
Molecule: messenger RNA, 1980 nt
Organism: Protopolystoma xenopodis
Lineage: Eukaryota; Metazoa; Platyhelminthes; Monogenea; Polystomatidea; Polystomatidae
Source: the annotation of a GenBank genome assembly